UUCCACCUCCUUCCAGGGCAGCGCGUCUCCUUUAACCGCAGUCUGAAUAAUUGAACUCUGACUUGGCGGAUUGACACACGAGCCGCAGCACCGCGCGGCUCCCGCGGAGCCAGGACUACCUGCCAGAGGACGGCGGCGGGCGGGCCCGUGCUGCGGAGAACCGGCGCGCGCCUCGGCUGACAACAUGGAUUUCAACGUGAAGAAACUGGCGUCGGGCGCGGGGGUGUUCUUCACGCGCGCUGUGCAGUUCACGGAGGAGAAGCUGGGCCAGGCUGAAAAGACUGAACUGGACUCCCAGUUGGAGAGCCUGCUCGCUCGCGGCGACACCACCAAGAACUGGACGGAGAGAAUUUUUCGGCAAACCGAGAUCCUUCUGCAGCCCAACCCCAGUGCCCGGAUUGAGGAGUUCCUCUAUGAGAAGCUCGACAAGAAGGUCCCAUCCCGGAUCACAAAUGGGGAGAUAUUGGGGCAUUAUAUGCAUGAGGCAGCCAGAGACUUUGGGGCUGGAGGCCCGUAUGGAAGCACCCUGAUAAAGGUGGGAGAGUGCCAGAAGCGGCUUGGGGGGGCUGAGAGGGAGUUCCUCCAGACCGCCACCCUCACCUUCCUCACACCACUGCGCAACUUCUUGGAGGGCGAUUGGAGGACCAUCUCUAGAGAGCGCCGCCUGCUGGAGAAUCGGCGCCUGGACCUCGAUGCCUGUAAAGCUCGCUUAAAGAAGGCCAAGGCAGCAGAGGCAAAGGCCGCGGUGAGCUAUUCCUCUCUCUCACUGUCACUAACCCCCCUCUCCUCCUCCAAAUUCCUCCUGGCCACGCCUGAUUUUCAGGAGACUAGACCACGUAAUUACGUUCUGUCUGCCAGUGCCGCUGCGCUCUGGAGUGAAGAGGUAGACAAAGCAGAACAUGAACUGCGUGUAGCACAAGUGGAGUUCGACAGACAGAAGGAGGUUACACGCUUACUCCUGGAAGGCAUCAGCAGUACACAUGUGAACCAUCUGCGCUGCCUGCAUGAGUUUGUGGAGGCCCAGACCAUCUACUAUGCACAGUGCCACCGUUACAUGCAGGACCUGCAGAAGGAACUGGGCAGUUCCGAUGGAGACGUAUUCCCCAACAUGUUUGCUGGGAACCCUUCUGUGUCCUUGGGCGCCUCUGUCACCCCCCCAUCUGUGGAGGACUCCCCGGGGGCUACAGUGGACAUGUUGAAGCUGGAGGAUGUGCGAGCGCCCGCCGCGGGGACGCGUAAAGCCAAGGUGCUGUACGACUAUGAUGCGGCGGACACCAGCGAGCUGUCUCUUCUGGCAGACGAGCUGAUCACCGUCUACACCGUCCCCGGCAUGGACCCCGACUGGCUCAUGGGUGAGAAGGGUAACCAGAAGGGCAAGGUGCCCGUCACGUACCUGGAGCUGCUCAGCUAAUGAGGACCGACGGACACAUGGUUGACAACAUGGACACCGACGGACUGAUGCAGGCUAGCUGGGCGUAUAAGUACACACACACACACACACACACACACACACUUGCACAUGCACGCACACAUAUAUACCUGCACACCUACUGGCAACAAACUGAUAAAGAUUAAAGGAAAUGACCUAUGGAAAUUAAGUGUUUUCAGAAAAAAAAUUUAAAUCUGGACAUAUGUGAAGCGUUUAAAUGUUGAAAUGCUCCAGGGCUUUUAUUUUACUUUUUAUUUUGGAUUUUAUUCUGCAGUCAGUGUAAGAAUAACCGGGGGCGACCACAUAUGACAGAUAAAGUGAGUAAAUGUAAAUAAUACCUGUGCAGUGCUGGCGGCGUCUGCCCCAGUCUCCCGUGACGUCGGCUUGGUUAACAGCUCCGUCUGGUCCUGCUGGUUGAUGUGUUGCUGUUUUUGUGAAAUCGCCCUCUUCUCGGUCCACCUGCCCUCGCAUGAUCCGCGCAGCUGCUUCACCUCAAAAGCAUGCCUGGAAAUCUGCAGCUCACCGCUCGGUCAGUUCGGCCUGUUGGCCACAUCCCUACCUCCUGCAUGGCACGCGUGUGGUGUUUUCAUUUACUGCCUUCGACAGGAGAGCGGUGUGGGUUUCCCAGCAGCCGGCAGCACACAUGGCCUUAAGGCAGGGAUGUGAGGGCCCUGCACUGAGCUCCAGCCCUGUGCGGAGCUCACAUCCAGCAGUGCGCUUAACAAACCUCAAGCCAGGCUUUGGAGAAAUGUGGCUGGUUUGAGCUCAGGUUACCCUGCUCAGUUUGUGUGAUGUGUGCACAACACUGUGUAACAUACCUGAUGAUGUGCUGGAAAUGUACUGGAAACUUGAGGUGCAAAUGAUACAGUGGAUUGUUAGUCAAUGUAACAAUCCUAGAAAUAGCUUAAGGCUUUAAAGGGCUCUGUAAGGAAAUACUUUGUUAUACCCAAACCUUUAUAAAGGAGAGUGUUUGUCCAAAAUGGGUCUGAGGCCUGAGAUCAUGUUUAAAACUCCAGUUUAAGCUUUAAGUUUUUUUUGCACAUACGGAUCACUGAAGCAUAUGAUGUCUGUUUGAGUAUGUUUGUUGUCUAGCUUGACGUAACUUGAUGUAACGAAUCACACAUUUCCUCAUGUCAUGCAUGAUUGUUCCUGUUUGUUCAGUCUUCGUCUAAUAAAUAACAGCAGUACACGA
Brienomyrus brachyistius is the source of this 2621-nucleotide messenger RNA. It is a transcript of the gene sh3glb2a, whose product is annotated as SH3-domain GRB2-like endophilin B2a. Gene Ontology annotation, cellular component: membrane; cytoplasm. The coding region runs from base 185 to 1411 and encodes 408 amino acids. The record is from RefSeq and is a predicted model, not a curated record. NCBI's taxonomy places the organism in Eukaryota, Metazoa, Chordata, Actinopteri, Osteoglossiformes, Mormyridae. Gene Ontology annotation, molecular function: protein binding. Gene Ontology annotation, biological process: membrane organization. The transcript has 12 exons.